CUUCUUGUUUCUCCCUGAACUACGCUUUCUCUCAUCACUUCACUAUCCAGGAGCUCACUUUACUGCCUCUCUUCCCUUCUACCGCUCUCUUACCCCAUUUGAUCCCAAUAUUCCUGCCUUCAGGCUCCCCUCGUGCCCCGACCUUAACCUGUCUGCCAUUUGGAGUGCAGUUCCUUAUCAGAGCCUCACCGUCGCGUCACAGGCUUCCACUCCCGCUUUACAUCUCCUUGAGCCUAUCGAGCACUUGGCCUCCACUCCUUGGUUUUUAUUAAUCCCCCCAUUCAAGGUUGGAAACCAACCGAAUCCUCAUUGCCAAGACCAAAAAUCCCCCAAACGAAGCCCAUCAUGGAUGUGAACGAGGUCCUCCGUGGCACCCUCUCACCGGAUGCCAAUAUACGGAAUCAAGCGGAAACACAACUCAGUCAGGCGGCCGAUGCCGAUUUCGCUGGAUAUUUGACCACCCUCGGUCAAGAACUCGCAAACGAGAAUGCUCAAGCGGACAUACGAGUGGCGGCUGGUUUGGCGCUGAAGAAUGCUUUCGCUGCUCGAGAGAUCACGCGGUUGCAGCAAGUCCAGGCGAAAUGGGUGUCCGAAAUCGAGCCGGCGGUGAAGGAAUCGGUGAAGGAGCUUGCCCUGAAGACUCUCUCUUCGAACGAUAGCCGUGCUGGAGGUGCCGCCGCCCAAUUUAUCACCGCGAUUGCAUCGAUCGAGAUACCCCUGAACAAAUGGGAUCAGUUGAUGCCAAAGCUCGUGGAAAAUGUCAGCAGCGGCGAGUCCCAUCAACGUAUGGCGUCUCUCACGACGAUCGGGUACAUUUGCCAGGCAGAUGAUCCCAGGCUCCGCAACUCCCUGUCGUUGCACAGCAAUGCCAUCCUAACGGCCGUCGUUCAAGGCGCAAGAAAGGAGGAAAGCAGUGCCGAUGUGCGAUUCACUGCUGUCACGGCGCUUAGUGACUGCCUGGAGUUUGUACGGUCCAACUUCGAGAACGAGGGCGAGCGCAAUUUCAUCAUGCAGGUAGUGUGCGAGGCCACACAAAGCGAAGAAACGAGGAUUCAAGAAGCUGCCUAUGGUUGCCUCGGACGGAUCAUGAGCAUCUAUUACGAUAAGAUGCGAUUCUACAUGGAAAAAGCCUUGUUCGGUCUGACAAUCAUGGGCAUGAAGAGCGAGGAUGAGGAAGUUGCGAAGCUUGCAAUCGAAUUUUGGUGCACGGUGUGCGAGGAGGAAGAGAACAUCGAAGAUGACAACGCUCUGGCCGCCGUUCACGGUUCAGACCUCCGUGUCUUCCACAAUUUUGCUCUCAUCGCCACACAAGAGAUUGUCCCCGUCCUUCUGGAGCUUAUGGCCCAUCAAGAUGAAGAUGCCGCCGACGACGAGUAUAACGUUUCCCGCGCCGCUUACCAAUGCCUUCAGCUUUGGUCAAGAGCCGCGAGAGAUGCUGUGACAGGACCGGUCAUUUUCUUCGUUGAGAAGCACAUUCGAUCCGAAGACUGGCAUUACCGCGACGCUGCCGUGGCUGCUCUUGGGGCAAUCAUGGAAGGUCCCGACGAGAAGGUACUGGACCCAAUCGUGAGGCAAGCACUACAAAUCUUGAUCGGCAUGAUGGAGGACCCUGUCGUCCACGUCCAGGACUCCGCGGCAUACGCACUCGGACGCAUCUCCGAGGCAGUCCCAGAUGCCAUCGAUCCGGCCGUGCACUUGCCUAUCAUGAUCCAAACGUUGUUCAACGGCCUCAUGAGCAAUCCCAAGAUGGCUUCUUCCUGCUGCUGGGCUCUGAUGAACCUCGCGGAGCGCUUUGCCGGCGAUCCCGGGUGCGAUGAGAACCCAAUGACACCUAAGUUCCAGGAGAACGUGCAGCGCUUGCUCGAUGUGACGGAACGCUCUGGGGCGGACAGCCAGCUUCGUACAGCCGCGUAUGAGGUUCUCAACGCCUACGUCGCCAAUUGCGGCAACAACUCGAAAGCAAUGGUCGCCAAUCUGUCCGGCGUCAUUCUGGAUCGAUUGGAGAAGACCAUCCCAUUCCGACAGCAGGUGGUGAGCGUUGAGGACACGCUGACGCUAGAGGAUAUGCAGACGAGCUUGACCAGCGUGGUCAUGACCAUCAUCCAACGACUGGAGGUGGAAGUGGCCCCUCUCGGUGAUCGCAUCAUGCAGGUUCUGCUUCAACUUCUCAACACUGUCGGCCCUAAGUCAACCGUCCCAGACACCGUAUUCGCCACGGUCGGCGCACUUGCGACGUCCAUCGAGGGCGACUUUGCCAAAUAUAUGGAGGCAUUCGCGCCUUACCUGCUCAACGGCCUAUCCAAGCAAGAGGAAGAGAAUUUGUAUUCCAUGUCCAUCGGCUUAGUGCAGGAUAUCACCCGCGCUAUCGGCCCUGCGAUCAGUCCUUUCUGCGACGCGUUGAUGAAUUCCCUCCUUGAAAAUCUCAAAUCCAAUAUCCACGGCAAUCACUAUAAACCCCCACUAGUCAACUGCUUCGGUGAUAUCGCUAGUGCGAUUCUGGGCGAUUUUGAGAAGUACAUGUCCACAGUGGUGGAGAUUUUGACGCAAGCAUCCACAGUCAGGUAUGAAGAGCAGCUAUUUGUGGAGCAGCAAGACUAUAUCACCAGUCUUCGAGAGGCUGUUAUGGACGCUUGGUCCGGAAUUAUUGAGGCCAUGAAGAAGAGCGGAAAAACACCAUUGCUAUCUGCUCACAUUGAAUCGAUAUUCGGGCUCAUCAAGUCAACAUGGGAUGAGCAACUACGGGGAGAGGGUCUCAUGCGCUCAAGCAUGGGUGUGGUCGGUGAUCUUGCAGAAGCAUUUCCUCAUGGGGAGUUCGCCGAAUACUUCCGACAGGAUUGGCUCCAGGACAUGGUGAAAGCUGUGAGGAAAGACCGACAGUAUCAUGGAAAUACGACUACAACCGCUCGCUGGGCCCGGGACCAAAUCCAACGUCAAAUCGGUACGUGAAGCACCAAAUUUAUUCCCCGGUUCCAGAUCCCAACUUGUCGGUGUGCUUGAAACUGUGUCGGAUUAACAAGGCCUGUCAUGCCUGGCACACGUACCCUCACCUCACUCCUCCCGAAUGUCACUAACAUAAUAUUCUUACUCAAGGCGGCAUCCAAGGUCAAAUGGCAUAAAUGACAAUCAC
Messenger RNA from Eremomyces bilateralis CBS 781.70, 3127 nucleotides. Its product is annotated as ARM repeat-containing protein. Gene Ontology annotation, biological process: protein import into nucleus. Gene Ontology annotation, molecular function: nuclear import signal receptor activity; small GTPase binding. Gene Ontology annotation, cellular component: cytoplasm; nucleus. The transcript has 7 exons. The record is from RefSeq and is a predicted model, not a curated record. NCBI's taxonomy places the organism in Eukaryota, Fungi, Ascomycota, Dothideomycetes, Eremomycetales, Eremomycetaceae. Bases 346 to 2946 code for a protein of 866 amino acids.